Molecule: messenger RNA, 894 nt
Organism: Oppia nitens
Lineage: Eukaryota; Metazoa; Arthropoda; Arachnida; Sarcoptiformes; Oppiidae
Product: zinc finger protein mex-6-like
Exons: 1
Coding region: 4-843 (279 amino acids)
Molecular function (GO): mRNA binding; metal ion binding
Source: RefSeq, a predicted model, not a curated record
UAUAUGCCAUCGACGCCGCCUUAUAUGCCAUCGACGCCGCCUUAUAUGCCAUCGACGCCGCCGUCACCGCCGAUAUUGCCCCGUAGGUACCAAACUAGCGGAAAACAACAACAACAGAAAGACUAUCACAGCUACCGCCGCCGCAACCGACCACCACUGACGCCACCGUCGCCGCCGACAUCGGUAAAGUCCCGUAAAUACAAAGUUGACGCUCAACUAGAACAGCGAGACCGCAACCGAAUGUAUUCAGAUUGGAGUUAUGGCGGCGGCGGCGGUGACGACGAUGGCGGCAAUGGUUCCGGUAUUGAUAACAAGCGACGAACACCUUCAAGAUCUCCAUCUCAUUCUUCUUCUUCUUCUUCUACUACUUCAUCAUCAACUUCUACAUCGUCGUCCUCGUCGUCGUCAUCGUCAUUAUCAUCGUCAGCGCCGACCACACCAUCGCAACUAACGUUUUACAAGACAGAGCUUUGCUGCCAAUUCGCUGAAUACGGUUAUUGCGAUUACGGCGACAGGUGUCUGUUUGCUCACGGCUCCGACCAAUUGAAACCGUUACCGCCGACCAACUGUCAGUACAAAGUUCGGCUGUGCGCCAACUAUCACGGCCUUCGUGGCUACUGUUCGUUUGGUAACCGAUGCAAGUUUAUACAUUCAAGACACGAGGCAACCAUUUCAUGGUCCUCCCGCAACAGCAGCCGCUUCCGCACCGAUAGUGGUCAACAACAACGACAACGAUCGCCGUUCAAAGUAUGUCGGAUACAGCAGCGGAAGCGAUCAUCGAUACGACUACCCAAUGGCCGGCGAACCGAUUGGGGUAGUAGUCGCAGGUCGUCCUCUAAGUAAUGAACCGAUAGUUUUUUUAGAGGACAGUUGACUUUUUUUUUGUUUUAUUUA